Corylus avellana is the source of this 1122-nucleotide messenger RNA. RefSeq lists its product as uncharacterized. Gene Ontology annotation, molecular function: nucleic acid binding; zinc ion binding. Lineage: Eukaryota; Viridiplantae; Streptophyta; Magnoliopsida; Fagales; Betulaceae. The record is from RefSeq and is a predicted model, not a curated record.
AUGGCACCCCCAACUCGCAGCCCUACUAACAACACCAAGGAGGGUCAUACCGAGGGCAACGAAGGAUGGGAACGGAGGAAACACCACUGCCAACCUACAACCGGAAGCUUUGACUGCAUUGGCGGCGCAACUUGUGAGCUUACUAGCAAUGGGUACCAAUACCAAGGGAGGAACAACCAGCGAUGGACAACGAGGAUGCAAUCAGGCUGCUUUAAGUUCGGGAAACCUGGACAUAUCGCAAGGGAUUGUAGGACUCUUGCCAACAACCAAGCCAAUCAGAACUGCCCAAAGAGACAAAGAACCACGGCACCUGCUCGGGUGUAUGCUUUGACGCCAAGUGAUGCAGCGGCGUCAAACGACGUAGUAACAGGUACUCUUCCUAUUUCAUCUAGUAGAGCUUAUGUUCUUUUUGAUUCAAGGGCAACACACUCGUUUAUGUCGUAUUCCUUUGCUAAAGCCUGUUGUCUGGAGUCUAAAGCCUUAGAUGUAAAUUUAGCAGUUGCUACACCAGUAGUGAGUACAAUUUUAUGCACCUCAGUAGUUAAGGGUUGUCCUAUUCUAGUUGAAGGCCAUGUCAUGCCAGGGAAUCUCAUUAUCUUUGAAAUGAGCUGGUUUGAUAUUAUUUUAGGCAUGGAUUGGCUAUCCAUGUAUCAUGCUUCCGUGGACUGUUUCCACAAGGAGAUCGUGUUUAGACCACCGGGAGCAGCAGAGUUCAAGAUUCGGGGGAAUCAGAAUACCAAUACAUUCAAAUUGAUAUCUGCACUACAGGCGACCAAAUUACUGAGAAGUGGGUGUUCAAGAUACUUGGCUUGCAUGACAAAAGAAAAAUCGAGAUGCAAGAUUGAGGAAAUACCUAUAGUACGAGAAUUUGUGGAUGUUUUUCCAAAAGAGCUGCCAGGGAUUCCGUCGGACAGGGAGACCGAAUUUACCAUUAACUUAUUACCAAAGACCGCACCCAUAUCCAAGGCUCCGUAUAGAAUGUCACCACUGGAACUCAAGGAUCAGUUACAAAAACUUCUAGACAAGGCUUUUAUCCGCCCUAGUGUUUCUUCAUGGGGAGCACCGAUCCUAUUCGUGAAGAAAAAGGAUGGGUCGAUGAGACUAUGUAUCGACUAUCAAUAA